Myripristis murdjan (pinecone soldierfish) is the source of this 3876-nucleotide messenger RNA. RefSeq lists its product as uncharacterized. Lineage: Eukaryota; Metazoa; Chordata; Actinopteri; Holocentriformes; Holocentridae. Gene Ontology annotation, cellular component: membrane. The coding region runs from base 108 to 977 and encodes 289 amino acids. The transcript has 7 exons. The record is from RefSeq and is a predicted model, not a curated record.
AGCAGGCGCAGGGUGCGGCCAUUAACACAGAUAUUCGGCGCUCCCAGAUCCCGUCAAGAUUAGUUUUUGUGUUAAAUACCUUCCAUUUCUUGCGUUUCUCUGUGAUAAUGGGUAACAUUACGCCCAUGUGUUUCUUCUUACUCCUGAUUGCCCUGCUGUCCGGCUCUACAAAGGGUGCAGAGAAACAAGUGCACUCUGCAGAGGGAGAUAAAGUCACACUGGAGCCAACUGUUCCUGAUCAGUUCAAACCCCUCACAAGCAUCCUGUGGAAACACAAUCGCAACAUGGUGGUGGAAUGGAUUAAGAAAUUAAAUUCUACAGAUUACUAUGGAGCGUUUGCUGAUCACACAAAUCUGGAUAUAAAGACUGGACGUUUGGAGAUCAAUACUUUGGCUCGUAAUUACAGUGGAGUUUAUUCUGUGGAGUUUAAUGGCCAACUCCAGAGCGAGUUGUACAAGGUUGAUGUGAUCAAGAAAGUCCCAAAGCCCACAGUGGUACUUAAGCCACUGACUUGUCCUAAUGAAGACAUCUGCACACUAAGCUGUGAUGGAGACACCACAGGGGCUGAACCAGUCACCUACAGUUGGAGGACAGAUCAAAUGGAUGUCUUUGAAAAGUCAGAAAAAUCAAAAAACGUCAGCAAGGAUGACAGUCAUGUUAAACAUUUCUUUUGCCAAAUAAAAAACCCAGUUAGUCAUGAAGACAGUGACCCCAUGGAGAAUCCAUUCCACCCAGGUCCUCCAAUUGGCCUUAUUGUGGGUUUGGUGUUAGCGGCCAUUGCUGUUGUUGGUGCAGCGGGGGUUGUUUAUUGGAAACACGAUGCUAUAAAAGAAAAGAUGUGUAACAGAAAUCGCAGUCCUCGAGACACACGUUCAGCAGCCCAAAAGGAACCACAAGGAAGUCGAUCAGAAAAUGUUGGACUGACUGAAAAGAGUGAAGACAAAGAAGAUGGGAAGGCAGAUGGACUCCAAGUAUGAAGUCAUUGGUUAUAGUCUGCCACCAUUUUCAACAACAGACUAUUUUCACAGCAGCCAUUUUGACAUGAAAUAGCAGGGUACACACAAGUGUCGCUAAUGACAUCAGUGAUGGUUCUGUUCCAUUUAGGUGUAGCAGUCUUUCCAGUGAGCCAGCAUGAACAACAGCAGCACCCUGGCACUGUUAGACCUUCAUGGAAUGGAACCUAAUAAAUGUCAUUAGUAACACCUGUGUGUACCCUGCUAUUUCAUGUCAAAUGGCUGCAGUAAAAAAGGUCUGUCACACAAAUUCUGUUUCCAAUUUACCUUCAUCUGUCUCUUUGAGAGAUUUAGCAGGACUUUCUGAUGAGUCACUGCAGUUGAAAAACCAUCAUAAUGAAGGGAUUGUGUGAACAUUUAUGUUUUUUUGGUAUCUAUUGCUUCUGGACUGUUACACAAGCCUGAGCUGCUGGUAAAGUGAGAUUAUCUGAAGCAACUUGCCCUUAAUUUUUUUAAGGUAUUCCAAAAACAAGCCAAAAGUUUUUUUUAGACUUGAGUCAGUAGGGCAUGUUAAUUUAUUUUCAGUGUGUUAUCAAUCAACCAUCUCAUUUACUACAUAUAGAAAGAAUUCAUUCUCUUACAGAAUACACAUUUGCAGUGUAGUAGUAGAAAAUAGUAAUGAGAAUAGUAGUUUCCUGCCAGAAUGCAUUCUUAUUUUCUUUUUGAGUUGAAGCCAUAUGUAUAGCCUUAAUCACUCAUACCAUUCUUUCUGUAUAAUCCUGAUGUAAUGUAUAAUAUGUGUUAUUUUCCAUGCUUUUGAGGAGUGUAUUGGUUUUUGUGUGUUGGAGUGGCAUGGUCGGUGUUCUGUUGAUGGAAACUAAGGGCAGCAUAGAUUGGAGAGUAUUAGACAUGCUGUGACACCAACUGCCAGAAAUAUGCGAGUAACUUAUGCUGACUGGGAAUAAAGUUGAUAAAGGUUAUUUCUCUGGAUCAUGUAGUCAGCUUACACAACACCAACUGGCAGUAUUACCAUAGUUAGAGAUGCUCUCCAUAGACUCCAUAGGCUGUUGAGUGACACGGCUGAACAUCAUUUCAAAUUCAGCUUGAGGGGGAAACAAAACAGUGGAUUUGGGGGAAUCACAAAUUACACAAAAUGACAAAAACCUGCUGCACUGCCCUCUAAGGGUUGAAACUCUUCCAAUCAGUGAUGUAGUGGUGUCUUUUAAACAGCUGUCAAUGGUAGAGUAUAUCCAGCCACACCAGUGAUUAGGUGUGGCUAGAAAGAAAACAAGAUUUCUGCCAGUGGUGCCUGACUCUUUAUAUCGUCUGUAGCAGGGAGCUGUUGCAUAUCCUCUGUGGGUUGAAAGUGUAACCCCUGCUGCACUUCUGACCACACCUAACAUUACUGGUCACAAUGGUGCUGUGUUCAAUUUGUGAUCACACCCAACAGUGAUGUAGAUCUGUCAUGAGGCAUAAUGGCCUCACUACAGCAAGGUCAACACUUCAACCACUAGAUGUCAGCAAAAUCGAGAUUUUCUGCUUUGGUGUCAUCGCCAUUUAAGUGCUGAUCAACAGGUGGCAGAGUGGAGCAAAGACGACUGUUUGAUUAUUUAAGGCCAUGCAGAGCCCUGAAAUACAUGCCUAUUUGUCAUGUCCAUGUCAUCAUCUUGCUUGGUUCAAGGAAAACAGAAAAUGCCCAGUAUAUCUUUUUUCAUUGGCAAUAUUUUCAUUCAAUUUUCAUUCACAAGUACAUUUUCAUCCACUUUCAAUCCAUUUCAAAAUCAUUGGUUAAGUAUUUUUAAAUGUUUCCUUGAACAAUAAAGAAAUGCCCACAUUGCCCAGUUUCAAAGAUGUGGUCUUUGUCCAGUCCCUAAAGCCGUAAUGUUUUUAGUUUGUAGAUCCAAAACAAAUCUCUUUUGAGAGGAAUGUUAUCUAUUUGUACUAUCUGUGUUUUUAGAAAUGAAAUAUUUGCCUUCUUUUGGUAUGUGGUCCUGGGGUUGAGCUGUUGUACUGAAACUAAAGUUAAGCUAGGGACACACAAUAGGACUUUCCCCAGGAUUUUCCAUCUUGCCAUCAUUUGCAUUGUCUUAAGAGUUUUCUCAAAUAUUUAAGGAAGUCACACGAGAAAUGGUCAAUGUGACACCCCAAAGAUGUAGUUUCUGCACAGUUUUAGUGCUCCUUGGGACUGGUCAGGUGACAGGGCUCUGUUGCAGUGCCGCCAACAAAUUAUCCAGCCAGACUAAUGAAAUGCAAUCAUGAAAUAUAAGGGUGGAGACAUGUCAGCCUGGCCUUUACUGUGCUCGGCCCGGAUGUCCUCUCAUGGCACAGAUUAAACAGUGGAAAUGGGAUGAAAGUUAAGCACUGAGACUAAAACGACCUGGAUCGAGCUGCCUGAGGAGCUUCAGAUUGUCAUCUGUUAGUUUUUACUCUUGCUGACUUAAUUUAUUUUGUGCAUUUUAUGUUUGUCUGGGAUUGGUGCUUAAAGACUGUUUAAAAUGCUACAUGAAUGUUAUUACCUUUUUUUGCAUAAGAAAGAUAAUAACAUUCACAGUUAGAUAGGUUAGAAAAUUCUUAUAUUUUAUGAUUUAUGUAAAUAUUCUAAUCAUGUUUUUGUAAUAUUUUUGUAUCAUAUUACCAUUUGUCCAAUCAAAUUAGGCUCUUUCAGUUUGUAUCAAGUGAGAGGAUGUAAAGCUUGAGAAUACUGCAUAAAGUAAUUGUCCUCAUCCUGUUAAUGCUCCUGUAGUGUGUGUGUGUGUGUGUGUGUUUUUAAACAAUAUCUCUGCUUCCACCAAAUGAAGUAUGAAAAAGUAUGUCUCAAAGAAAUGAGCCCAUCUAGAUCCAUAACAAGCAAUUCUCUAAAUGGUGGAUUCAGUCAGUCAACCCAGUUAAAAAAAAAUCCAUUAGAAAAAUAACUGUAAAAGAA